AUGCAUACAAGCCCUGUCCUUGAGGACAUAGUAAUUCCAGAGUCUCUCAUAUCAGCAGCCGCAGCCGCAGCAGCAAGAACUCAACGGGGUUCAAACUACCCUGUUUACUACUCUGAGGAACCGGCCAGGGAGAUUCGUGUCCAGAAGAAGCGACAACCAACCUCCAAUAGACAAAUACAUGAACAACCGUCAUUCGUCGAAAGGAGGAACUGGAGUCACACAUCGGCGUUCGAGCCUGGGACCAGCCAGCCUUUGUCGACAGUCAUCGAGGAUGCCGUGAUCAGCGAAGCCCCAGAAAGGCAACCAGGUUUCUUCUCCUUUCAUCCCGUCUCCCCCAGCGGUCCAGAACUUGGAAGAAAAACUCCAAAAACUCGCGCUCCGAAUUUCUCGUACCGCCAGCCUGGUUUUGGUGUCUCCGAUAGACCUCGAGUCAGCAGCCUGUGGGAGCUUUACGACCAGGCAAAACUUGUCAGUGUCAAGCUUCAGCGGACAACUUGGACCCAAUUUCUUUUUGAAUAUGGCGUAUACUUAUUAUUCGUCUCCGUUGUUUAUUUUGUCCUGGUUGGGGUACCACUCUGGAAAGGCUCGGUAUAUUGGCUGUACUGGGUGAUGAAGAACAAAUUCGUAUUCAAGGGAGGAUGGUCAAUUGCCAUUGGAUUUAUGACCAUGUAUUCCUUUGUCCCGCUAUUGUUCCUCUUUGAGAAAAAUGCCCCAGGACCCGAAUACUACCAACAGCGAUGCAUUGAACGCAAUUCUUCGAAUACUGCUCUUUUGAUUCCCUGCUUCAAAUCCGCCGCAAUCAUCGGGAAGACACUCGAAGCCGCACUCACACUCUUUCCAGCGGGCCAUAUCUUCGUUAUCGCGAACGGGGAUUCGCCGAUCCCCAUCGACAACACGGAGGAAGUCUGUCGUACAUACGGUGUCAACCAUGUCUGGUCUCCAAUCAGCUCAAAAGCCAUCGCCCUGUUCAUCGGAUGCUACGCUGCCAAGAAAUUCCGGCACGUUCUGUGCAUAGACGACGAUUGCACACUCCCUCAUAACUUUCCCGUCGUAGUGUCUCGAAUCACGAAGGAAGUCCGGUGUAUCGGGUACACGAUCAAGUCAACCGGCUCCAACUCUUCAGAAAGCACUUAUUGCCAACAAGCUCAAGAUUUAGAGUACAAGAUAUCCGGACUACAGCGUUGUUUUGCCGGGAGAAUUGGUAGCUCCACAUUUCCUCACGGCGCGAUAUCGUUAUGGGACCGAGAGUUCCUGAAAGAGUGCUUACGAGACCAUCCGGGUUUCUCGAUCAGCGAGGACUGGUUCCUCGGAAAUAGUUGUCGGCGCAUGGGCGGCCGCAUCCAGAUGUGCAGCUCCGUGUUCGUGGAGACUACGACACCACCGGCUGUCUUCUAUGUUAGCAGAAAAGACGGGCGUAGUGGAUUCGGUGAGAUGACGGUUUUCAAACAGCGGUUUCUACGCUGGAACUUCUUUUUCGCGAAUAGCCUAUACUAUAAUCUCGCAUACAUCUUUGGAUGUUGGAAAUUGGGCUGGUGGGAAAUCGGCGCCAAGGUGUUCGUCUUCCAAGAGGUCUACGAGACAAUCAUAUACGUUCUCGCACCUUUCGUCCUCCCCGUGUCCUUUCUGGUCCGCCCAGCUUUCAGCGCAACCCUACUUGGAGGCACUUUAGGGCUAUACUUUCUUCAUGUCCUCAUCUUCAAUGAGAUCCAUCUGCGAUUGAAAAAGGAGCGGAUCAAGUGGAGAGUUUUAUUAUGGUAUUAUAUGCCCUACAAACUCAUAAUAACCCUAAUCAAUGCUGCAAGUUGCUACUGGUCUCUUUACAAAUACGCAAGGUAUUUUGCUCGCCGCCAUCCCAAGAUUGUGGAGGACCAGAAGGCUGUUGAGGUUCUAUUGAAGUUGGAGAUGUCGGUGGAUGACCAUCUUGGGGCUCCGGGGUUGGGUAGGAAACAUGCCCGUAAAGCUACAUUGAUAGUGACAUUCACGAAUCUCCCGAACCCAGAGGAUGCGCAAAACAUUAAAAUCAUUCACUUCCUCUCUGCCGGCCUAGACCACUCCCUGCAUCAUCCAAUCAUCCGAGAAACCUCUAUUCCGGUCACCACCAGCUCUGGCGUCCACGGUCCCCCCAUCGCUGAAUGGACUGUCAUGAAUUGGCUGGUCGCUUCGCGCAAAUACAGUUUUACCUACGAGAACCAGAAAAAGCAUAAAUGGACCGGCGUCAACGAGUACGUGCAAGAUAUCCAUGAUAACGUCGGCAAGAAGGUCGGAAUUCUAGGAUACGGGAGCAUUGGGCGACAGAUCGGACGAGUCGCCUCCGCCCUCGGCGCUAAGGUUUACGCCUACACAGCCUCUCCCCGCCCUACGCCCUCCUCCCGGGCUGACAACGGCUUCAUCGUCCCCGGCACCGGCGACAAGGACGGCUCGAUCCCGGUCACCUGGCACCACGGAACCGACAAGGCCUCUCUGCACGAAUUUCUCUCCCUCGGCCUCGACCACCUCGUCAUCUCGCUCCCCCUUACCGCCGAGACAACGAACUUCCUCGGCGCCGAGGAAUUUGCGCUGCUGAGUGCGCGCGCAACGCCGGGUCAUCCGAAACCAUACCUGACGAACAUCUCGCGCGGCAAGGUGGUCGAUCAGGAGGCUUUGAUCCAGGCGCUGGAGGCGGGCGAUUUGGGUGGUGCCGCGCUGGACGUGACGGAUCCGGAGCCAUUGCCGGAAGAUCAUCCGUUGUGGGACACGCCGAAUGUGCAGAUCAGUCCGCAUGUGAGCUCCCUUGGGGUGGAGUAUUUUCCGAGGUCGUUUGAUGUGUUGAGGGAGAAUUUGGCGAGGUCGGAGAGGGGGGAGGGGUUGGUGAAUGAGUAUAAGAGGGGGAAGGGGUAUUGA
This is a messenger RNA of Aspergillus affinis, 2880 nucleotides long. RefSeq lists its product as uncharacterized. The record is from RefSeq and is a predicted model, not a curated record. Gene Ontology annotation, molecular function: NAD binding. Bases 1 to 2880 code for a protein of 959 amino acids. The transcript is spliced from 7 exons. NCBI's taxonomy places the organism in Eukaryota, Fungi, Ascomycota, Eurotiomycetes, Eurotiales, Aspergillaceae.